AUGUCUACAACUCAGACCAAAUCUGGUGCUCAAGGUACCAAGUUCAGAAUGUCACUCGCAUUACCAAACGGUGCAGUGAUGAACUGUGCAGACAAUAGUGGAGCCAAAAACUUGUAUGUGAUGGCCGUGAAAGGCUUUGGUGCAAGAUUGAAUAGACUACCAGCUGCAGCAGCAGGUGAUAUGGUUAUGGCUACAGUUAAGAAGGGUAAGCCCGAAUUAAGAAAGAGAGUUAUGCAGGCCAUCGUCAUUAGACAGGCUAAACCAUGGAGAAGAAAGGAUGGUACCUUUUUGUACUUUGAGGAUAAUGCAGGUGUUAUUGCCAACCCUAAGGGAGAAAUGAAGGGUUCUGCCAUUACUGGACCUGUUGCCAAGGAGUGUGCAGAUCUAUGGCCUAGAAUUGCUUCAUGUUCUGGAGUUGUUGUUUAA
Brettanomyces nanus is the source of this 426-nucleotide messenger RNA. RefSeq names its product 60S ribosomal protein L23A (gene RPL23A). Bases 1 to 426 code for a protein of 141 amino acids. Gene Ontology annotation, molecular function: structural constituent of ribosome; large ribosomal subunit rRNA binding. Gene Ontology annotation, biological process: translation. NCBI's taxonomy places the organism in Eukaryota, Fungi, Ascomycota, Pichiomycetes, Pichiales, Pichiaceae. The record is from RefSeq and is a predicted model, not a curated record. The transcript has 2 exons. Gene Ontology annotation, cellular component: ribosome; cytosolic large ribosomal subunit.